AUGGAAUGUCAAAAUCCUCUUAUUAAAAAGAACGGAGACGAAGACAUAGACACGGAUGCAAAACAAGUGACUGCGUAUGAUGCAUUACCAAUAUACAAAUCUGAAUCAGAGAAUAAAAACAAUAUUACACAAUCUACUCGUCCACAAACAGGAUCAUCUUUAUUUCAUCGGAAAGCAAUAUUGAUUUUAAUUAUGAUUGUCGUUCUUAUUCUAAUAACUAUCAUUAGUGUUACAAUAUGGGCUGUUUUCAUUAAAAAAGUCGGAACAACAAUUAAUGAACCAAAACUCAAGAAAUGGAAACAAAAUGCCAUCACUGUAGCUGGUGGAAAUGUGAAAGCACAAAAACUAAAUCAACUCAAUCGUCCUCAUAGUAUCUUUAUUGACAAGAAGAAAAAUAUUUUCAUUGCUGAUCAGGAUAAUCAUCGUAUUGUUGAGUGGAAAUAUAAUGCAAAAGAAGGACAAAUUAUUGCAGGUGGAAAUGGUAACGGAAGUGAAAUGAAUCAAUUGAAUGAGCCAACAGAUGUGAUCGUUGAUCCACAAACCCAUUCGAUCGUCAUUGCUGAUCGUGGAAACAGACGAGUUAUUCAAUGGUUGAAUCAAAAUCAACAAAUUCUAAUUGAGAAUAUUGACUGUUAUGGCUUGGCAAUGGAUAAAAAUGGUUUUCUUUAUGUUUCUGAUGAGAAGAAGAAUGAGGUGAGACGAUGGAAAAUGGGAGAAUAUAACAACGAAGGAAUUGUAGUGGCAGGUGGCAAUGGAAAAGGAAAUAAAUUCAAUCAACUUGUUUAUCCUACUUAUAUCUUUGUUGAUGGAUAUCAAUCUGUUUAUGUAUCAGAUAUGAGCAAUCAUCGUGUGAUGAAAUGGAGUAAAGAUGCAAAAGAAGGAAAAGUUGUGGCUGGAGGAAAUUGUCGAGGAAGAAAUCUGAAUCAAUUGUUUUUUCCUGAAGGAGUCAUUGUUGAUGAUUUGGGUCAAAUCUAUGUGGCAGAUUGGUGGAAUCAUCGAGUAAUGCGUUGGUGUGAAGGAAAGAAAAAAGGUGACAUUGUUGUUGGUAGAACUCGUCAUGGAAAUCAAUCGGAUCAAUUGAAUUAUCCUAGUGAUUUAUCUUUUGAUGAUGAAGGAAAUCUUUAUGUUGCUAAUUGGGGAAAUGGUCGAAUUGAAAAAUUUGAAAUAAUUUUGUGA
This is a messenger RNA of Adineta steineri, 1176 nucleotides long. The record is from the annotation of a GenBank genome assembly. NCBI's taxonomy places the organism in Eukaryota, Metazoa, Rotifera, Eurotatoria, Adinetida, Adinetidae.